AUGGCAAGGGUGUUAGGAAGGCAGGAUUGCAUAGAUAAGUUCUGGAAAGUGGUGAAUGAGAUGAGGGAUGCAGGGUAUGAAAUGGAAGGGAAAACUUACAUAGAGACAUCGGUUAGGUUCAUUAAGAUGAAGAUGAUCAAGGAUGCUGUCAAUUUGUAUGAGUUUGCAAUGGAUGGAGCGAAUAAGCCUUCGAUGCAUGAUUCUACCUUUCUUCUCAAGAAAAUAGUGGUUUCCAAGGAGCUAGAUAUGGAGUUGUUUGGAAAUGUCGUAAAGAAGUAUGCAGAUGGUGGAAGUGUCUUUGCCAAUUCAAGCUUGAGUGCAGUUCUUAAGUCCUUAGCCAGUGUGGGUAGAUACCAUGAAUGCAAUAAGGUCUUGAAAACGAUGAAAAGUGGAGGAGACUUCUUACCUGGUGAGAAUUUGCAGACUAAGAUUGCCUUUAAGCUUAGCAGUAAGAAAAAGAAAGAGGAGGCAGGUGAGUUCCUUGUCCACAUGGAAGCCUCUGGUGGUGAGACUAAUCACAGAACAUGGGCUUCUUUGGUUAGGGGGUAUUGUAUUGCUGGAGAUCUGGAGGAAGCUUCUAGAAGUUUCCGUGAGUCCAUAGAAAAGGAAGGCAUCAGUGGUGCUGGGUAUUCCUUGGAUUUAUUGGUUAAUGAAUAUUGUUUUAGGAAGAGGAGUGCCAUUGAUGGGUUCAAGCUCUUAUCCAAUUCGGUCAAGCAAAAUGGAGUGAAACCUUGGCAUUCCACUUACAAGUUGUUGACAGAAGAGCUAUUAGCCCGGAGAAAUUUUAACGAGGCUGUGCAUCUUCUAGGAUUGAUGAAAAAUGAUGGUUUCCCACCUUUCUUGGAUCCCUUCAUAAAGUAUGUGACAAAGAAGGGUACAACUGAUGAAGCAUUGAUGUUUUUGAAGGGAAUGACAGUACAUAAGUUUCCUUCUAUUUCCGUGGUUCUUCGUGUCUUUGAAACGUACAUGGAGAAGGGAAAACACAGUGAAGCACAGGAUCUACUGUCAAAAUGUCCUAGCUUCAUUCGAAACCAUGCUGAUGUUCUAGAUCUUUUCCACUCAAUGAAGCCUAAAACUUCUUCUUCUGUUGCAUCUGUAACUUGCUAA
Molecule: messenger RNA, 1107 nt
Organism: Impatiens glandulifera
Lineage: Eukaryota; Viridiplantae; Streptophyta; Magnoliopsida; Ericales; Balsaminaceae
Product: pentatricopeptide repeat-containing protein At3g02490, mitochondrial-like
Exons: 1
Coding region: 1-1107 (368 amino acids)
Biological process (GO): RNA splicing
Molecular function (GO): protein binding
Source: RefSeq, a predicted model, not a curated record